Cuscuta epithymum is the source of this 2201-nucleotide messenger RNA. The record is from the annotation of a GenBank genome assembly. Lineage: Eukaryota; Viridiplantae; Streptophyta; Magnoliopsida; Solanales; Convolvulaceae.
ACUACUAGGUUUUUCUCCUCAACCCUAGCCUACUCGCGUACUUCUUCCGCCGCACAAUGGCGUCUUCCGCUUCCUUACCAGCGUCGACGUCCAUAGGAGCUUUUCAAGUUCCAUGACUUCUUCUACAUCCACGUUCCCUGUCUCCAGCACUGUCAUUCAGUCUUAUGCGGCUUCUUCUUCGCCAAUUUCUGUGCGCCGGCCAGCUCCUCCUCCGUAUCUGGGUUUCCGCCGCCAUUCACGUGGACUCCAUCUUCGCCGGCAGUUUUCCCUUCUUCUCUCGCCUCGGGUUCCAUGCAAUCGUUGUUCAAUGCUCUGCCUCAGCUUGACGUUGCUCCUCCUCUUCAUCUACGACUGGGCUCUUCCUCCGCGUCCUCUCAAUUCAGCGGACCAACCCUUGCAGGCUCUCCAGGUAUUUUGCCGACUUUCUCUCCAGCGGUUCAACGCCCACAACAAUAGUCAUCCUCUAUCUCUGCUAUUGCUCAAAAUUUGGGUUAUUCUACACACAAUGUUACUGUCAUUGUCACUACAAAAUUGUUGGCCAUUGAGGAUUAUCUUCCUUGGAGGACCCAAUUCGAGUCUUUCUUAGUUUCUCAAGGAUUGCUCGGUAUCAUCGACGGCAGCCUACUCGCCCCUCCGUUGUAUGUCGUUGAUUCCUUCAACACCCAAUCUAUUCAUCCGGAUUAUUAUCAUUGGUUGCGUCUUGAUCAAACAGUUCGGUCUUGGAUUUUCGCUACCUUAUCCCGUGACCUUCUCAUUGAUGUCCAUGAUAUCAAAAAUGCAGCCCAAAUUUGGGAACGACUUCAGUCCCGGUUCAUGUCCGCUAGCUUGAAUCGCUCCUUGGAACUCAAGAGGAUGCUCUCUCAUAUGAAGAAAAAGCCUAAUGUGACUAUGGAGCAAUAUGUCUGGGAAAUCAAGACCAUAGCGUCCUCUUUGGCGUCCAUCAAUUCUCCCGUCUCAAAUAAAGAACUUAUCCAAACUACUCUUUUGGGUUUGGGUCGGGCAUAUGAAUCACUGAUCACCAAUAUUUCUCUUUUCCCUGGUCAACUUACGUUUGAUGACCUCGGCACCAUCCUGGUUGAGCAAGAAAGCCGCCUGGAAUAUCUUUACAGUCAAGAGGCAGACUUUGGUCAACCUGCUUUUGCUGCUUCUUCCACUUCUGGAGGACCACAAUCUGGCCGUGGGAAUUUUUCUGGACAACAGCGUGGCAGGGGAGGUCGUGGCCCAUGUGGAGGGCGUGGGCGUGGAGGUCGUGACAGGGGCUGACCGGCAAUUUAUGGUCCCACUGGUACGCAGCAUGGCACCAAUAAUGCGGGUCACUCAGGUACUGUUUUAUGUAAUUCUGACAUUUUAUAUUCUUAUAUUGGUUCCUCUUCCAUGCUUGGUACUCAUAUGUCUUCUGCAGGCUCUCCAUCAGCCAUCAGCUAAUGGCAUUUUAGGUUCCGUCCCUUCCCCAAUCAUGUGCCAAAUUUGUUUCUCCCCAGGUCAUUCCGCUGCAUCUUGCCCCUCUCGUUUUGUUCGGUCCAAUGCGCCAGCACUGAUUGUUCCCUCUGGUGAGACUAAUGAUGCUCUGUGGUAUCCCGACUCGGGAGCUUCUGCUCAUAUGACCCCUGCAGCAGGUGCUAUUUUAGGUGCACCCACAAGCACACCCAAGGGUGCAAAGCAACAAAGCAGGUUCAGAGAGUACCAAACCACAUACUUUGGUAACCACACCUGCAAAGAGGAUCCAUAUUAUGCUCCCAAUCGACUACAACCAGAAGAGGAAGAGAAUGAACAUUCUUCUUCCUACAAAUAUUAUCACAAGGAAGAUGAAUCUUUAACUGUUUCUGGAUCGGAUGAGUCAUCACUACUUCCUGAAGAAAUGAUCCAAUUUAAUUCUCAAGGAGCUAAUAACAAUGUUAAUAACAUUGAGUCUCAUAGCUGCUUCGAAAAUCUGGACAAUAUUCUCUCAAAAAAAAUCUGAACAAUAUUUUCUGGUCGGAUGAGAUGUUACUCCUCAAUUUCUUAGACAACCAAUCAUCGACAAUAUGUAUAAAUGUGUCAUGUGUGUGUUUGUUUGUCUAUAAUCUAGACACACACAUAAAUUAAUUCUCUUACAUACAGUGGUAAAAAAAAUUAAUAAUGUACAAAAGUAGUUAAUUAAGUUCUUACUUUUGCAUAUUGUUCUGAAUUUAUUCUUAUUCAUGAAUAAUAUUGAAUGAUCU